AUGGCACACGGCGGGGGACAAGCCAACCUCAUCCCCCUCUUCCGCCUCUUCCGCCCCUCUUACUCUACUCCCCCCCUCCCUCUGCAGGUGCCACAGUUCGUGGCGGAGAGGUGGCACAAGGCGGGUGACAAGCCCGGGGGGGAGGCAGCAGCGGGGGGAGGCGCGGGGCAGGGCGCGCCCCCCACGCCUCCGCCACCAGGGGGGGGAGCGGGGGCGGGGGGAGUGGGCGUGGUGGGGCGCGUGCGCAUGGCGUUUGACCCCCGCGCUCGCCCCCAGGGCGGACAGGCCGCCACCCAGUUCAUGAUGCGUCUGAAGGUAUCAGAGGGGGCAGCAGCAGAGCUCCCAUUAGAGUACAACCUCGCAUUCACCCCCGAUCACGUGCCCAUGCAUGGCAAGGUGGAGCAAGAGUUUGAUAAGCAGCUGGCCAGUGGGGUCCGAGGACGCAUUGCCCUGGAGGGCAAGGUGGAGCACAAGUUUGACAUGCAGCCGCCCAGCCGCAUUGCCCUAGAGGGCAAGGUGGAGCACAAGUUUGACAUGCAGCCGCCCAGUGGGGACAGGGGGUACCGGCAGAUGCUGCAGACGCGGGAGAAGAAAUGGAACACUCCCAAACGCAAGCUGCAGAUGUACGACCCAGGUGCUGCGGGCCCCCGUCUGCCCAUGCCUGGCACCGUCUCCAACGUCAAGCGCAAGGCAAGCACCACACCGGCAUGGCAGCAGGAGGUCAAGAUGGGCACGACACACCUCCCCCUCCCAUUCCUCACACCACUCUCCCCACCUAUCCCCCACUCUUCCCUCCAGCGCAAGGCAAGCACGACACCGGCAUGGCAGCAGGGGGCGGCAGCGCGGGCAGCAGAGAAGGAGAGCAAGCGGGUGCGCAUGUCGCGAGAUGUGGUGGAGGCAAAGCUGUUUGCGCUCUUUGAGGAACGGCCGCACUGGACGCUCAAGCACCUCACAGAUGCCACUCAGCAGCCACAGGUGAGGGGAGGGCGGGGGCGCUGGAGCAGGUGGUAA
Closterium sp. Naga37s-1 is the source of this 1011-nucleotide messenger RNA. Lineage: Eukaryota; Viridiplantae; Streptophyta; Zygnematophyceae; Desmidiales; Closteriaceae. The record is from the annotation of a GenBank genome assembly.